Molecule: messenger RNA, 3165 nt
Organism: Dicrocoelium dendriticum
Lineage: Eukaryota; Metazoa; Platyhelminthes; Trematoda; Plagiorchiida; Dicrocoeliidae
Source: the annotation of a GenBank genome assembly
AUGCUUGAUAUUUGUGACAGAAACGCAAAAAAUGUCAUUAACUACUUUAUCUCCUAUAAUCGAUCUGGACCGACUUAUGUCGCACGUCGAAUUUUCCCUGCGGUGGAUCCGGAAAUUUACGCCUCACGAAUUUUGGAAUUCGGAUUUUCCUGCUGUUCCAUGCCAAAUGUUUCUUCUGUCUUUAAACGUGGGACGGUCGCAUCUACCCCUUCCGGCUGUCGAGUGGGGGAGCGGUUUGUCAUAGUGUUCACUGAUGCCAAAGGGGUUAUGGAAUUUGUUUUUUGCCACUGGCCUAACAAUGAAGUGAUCUUGUGUAUUUCCAGCGCGUUUCCCUGGGGCAGUUGCUUCCACAGCCUGUUGGACAUAAUAUGGCGAAAUGAUCUGCAUCUUGACUCUCGUUGGCAUGUAUUGCAAGUGUUGCUUUCACGUCUCCGGUCUACGUUGCCGCCUCCGCGGACUAUUGGCUAUCUUAGCUGCCCGGAUCCGUUUAAUUCUUCCCGAAUCCUCAAGUUUCCCAUCCCAACCCCAAGGCAUCCGCACAAUGUCAAAUACCUGAUGGAAUAUUACACAGCCCUCGAUGCUUCGCUAUGGAUACAUAUUUUCGUAUGUCUCAUUUUGGAGAGAAGUGUGCUGUUCUACUCCAAACGCUUCACCCGAUUGACAGCGUGCGUGAUGACUUCUGUUGCGCUUCUGUACCCACUCCAGUGGGUUCAUUCAUUUUAUCCUCUGAUACCAGCAAAGGUGCUUGAAGUUCUUGGCUGUCCUGUCCCGUUUGUGGCUGGCAUUCACGCUUGUAAUUUACAGGCUGCUUUGGAACAUUUGAACUCCGGCACCUGCCUGGUUGACUUGGACGCUGGGCAUAUCCAGCUUUUUCGCUCUCCCAACCCACUUGAACAUGGGCUGUAUGACUCCUUUGCCACACCCAAAGCAGUGUACCAUUUUCUACGUAACGAGCUAAGACGUGUUCAGAAUCAGUUAAAUGCAGCACUGUCUCCCACAAAGUUUCACGAUUCAGAUUGGAAGAUGAUCGAUGGAGAAGCGUGCAGUUUUCUUGAGAAUCUGACCCAACCGUUCUUUCUGUUACUAGCGAAUUUGUUGGGUGAGUUCCAGACAUGUGAUUGUUGUGUCGGUGCCAUCGUUGCAUUGGGUUCUUUGCUUACUCGUUCAUUUUUAGAGCAGCCUUUCACGUAUUUAAUGAGUUUGCUGAUGCCACAAUGCACUUCCCGAUUUCAGUUCUUUGACUCCCGUCUCCGUCGUCCACCAGAUCCAAACGCCGAUGCGUUCGAGUCCAUUUGCUGGUCUCUCCGUGCUUCAUGCAAAAGGCACGGAAGUAAAAGAGUGAGUCGUAAUACUGGCUCUCCGUAUCCACUCACUCCGCAGCCCAUAGCACUUACUCUGAAUGGCUCCAGUUUACCUCGGUUCCAAUGGACUUCGGAUUCAAGUGGAAAACGUCGCGGCGGCAGUGCUGUCAACUUCGGUUCCGAGCAGUGGAUUCGCUCAAAGAAAAUCAAGCAUCCUGGUGCACCCUGUUUCUUGGACGAUGCAUGGACACUGGCCGAGGACAACAAAAAAGUCCCCUCAGUUUCCCACGGAUAUUGGACGAAGUGGUCCCGGAAAUUCCGGUCAGAUACGUGCACGCUUCGAAAUUUGUCUCUUUCAAAAGAUAUCCUUCCACACAAGGAUUCGCCAAGUCAGACGUCUAUCGUCACCACAAGCAUUUCCAAUCUGCGUGCACAUGACGACAGGCGACCACAGACGCAUCUUUCUUGCACACAUGGUCUUUCAUCAGUUAACCACAGUGCUUACACGGAGAGAAGCUGCCCUCCAGAGCUUCGCGAUCUCGGAUCUCCUGCCCCCGUCCCUUCUACCCAACGCUCUCGUAUCGCAGCGGUGCGAGAGCCAAGUACGGUGCGCGACAUUCCAUCUCCAUCGAAUUUUGAUGAUCCUGCAUACUCUAAACCAAAACCCCCAAGACCACCGCCUCCAAAAACAUCUCAUCAUACAGUCUCAGCUCGGUCAGAUGGCCCGCUGAUGGCUGUUUCUCAUUCCACACAACCCGAGCAAGUCAGCUCAAAUCGCAUUCUUGGCACCACAAAAGGAUAUACACCCGAUAUGCGUUAUCCCACGCCAUUGCUCCAGGCGUAUGCUGAUGUUCCGGCUCCUGUCGUCCUCCCACCUCGGCCGAAGUCCUGCUAUUUUCCGGACGGGCUCAGCAUGGUACGUCCAGUAAAGGGAACGUACUCGGAUAGGCUUUGGAAACCAACUAUAGGGCCAACCAGCGUGUGGGACGUGGCUCCGACAACACCGGAUCCCGUUUUCUCAUUGGCAGCCGACGUCAGAGUUACGAGUUCGAUUGCUCUGUGUACACCUUCCAAUAACGUUGAUUGUUCAGUCGGCGGUACAGUACCUUCUCGAUCACGACGUCUUAGGCGACCACUAUCCCAGUUAUUCAAUCAAUCUUCUGUUGGACCAGUUCACUCCACUGAUACUAGUCAGUUGUUGCUUCGUCGCCUGAGAAGUCUAAACGAAAGGUCUUUAUCGAUCCCAGCACAUACACGAGAAGUGCAUACGGCAGCUACAUCGCUCACAGCUAACCAGAAGUCUCCAACGCGGCCUGCUUGUGAAACUGGACGAGUCUCCCGUCAAUGUUCGGACUAUGAAAACAUACCAGGCGUAGUGGAUCCUCGUUUCACAAGCAAACGGUAUACAAGGGUCUACUCUAUCCCGUCUCGUCCACGUACCGCAAGCCUGCCCAUUCAGCCCGUCCUGAGGGACGUGACACUGCGGAGACAAACUACUUCUGUCACCAACGUGCCUUGCACGUUUGAGCUAAUCCGACUCGCGGACCGCAGGAGUAACAGCGCCCACAAUCUGGCAACCGGUGAUGUCAUCCACCUGCCACAUCAAAAUGCAGACGCAAAAACUAAUUUCCUACCUUCAUCUUUCGAGCCUAGUCGAAAAUACGCAACAUCGCCACAACACAAUGAAGCGGACACUGUCCUAUCCAGUCGAUUGCAAUGGGUAUGCCCGGCGAAUCAAACCGGGACAAACCGAUGGCCAGAAAGCGAAUCUGUGCAUUGCUCAGCUCCGAUCACCAUGGUAGAGUCCAAUUCAAGUCUCCAAACCAGGCGCGAAGACGAAACGAAAGGAGUAAAUGUUGCAUAG